GGCUCGUUGCCAGCGCUGCGCCGGGCUCCCGUGCGGGGCGCCGGCGGGGAGCCCCAGGGCAGCCGGCGCGGGGAGCCCCGCGGCCCUGUCCCGGCGGGGCCGCUCGCCUGUGAGGCUGAUGCCCCGGCCGCGCCCCCGUCCCUGCGCACCGGGGCAGGGGGCCGAACCCGCCGCGCCGGACACGGAGCCCGCGGUUCCUGCGGCCCCAGCGGGCUGCCCCGUCCUUGGGGCCAUGGCCCCCUUCCCCGCCUGCCUCAACUCGGCCGUGCUGGUGCUGUUCAGCUGCGACCUCUGCCUGACAGGCCGCCGUCCCCAGUCAACGUGACUGUUACGCACCUGAAGGCAAACUCCGCCACUGUCUCGUGGGAUGUCCCGGAGGGAGACGUCAUCAUUGGCUAUGCCAUCUCACAGCAGCGGCAGGACGGGCAAAUGCAGCGGUUCAUCCGGGAGGUGAACACCACGAACCGGGCCUGCGUGCUGUGGGACCUGGCGGAGGACGCAGACUACAUCAUCCAGGUGCAGAGCAUCGGCCUGCACGGAGAGAGCCAGGCCAGCAAGAGGGUCCAUUUCCGGACCCUGAAAGAGACCGACCGCCUCCCCUCCAACAGCUCCAACCAAGGUGACAUCACCGUGGAAGGGCUGGACAAGGAGCGGCAACUCCAGACUGGGGAGAUUGUCAUCAUCGUGACUGUGCUGCUCAUGUGGGCAGCGGUGAUUGCACUCUUCUGCAGACAGUAUGACAUUAUCAAGGACAACGACUCCAACAACAACAAGGAAAAGACCAAGCCGUCCUCAGAGCACAGCACGCCGGAGCGACCCACAGGGGGGCUACUGCGCAGCAAGAAAAAGUCUCUAUCUGUCAAUAUCAUUGAGGUGUGAGCACAGUCCAGCUCUGGAUCCGAGGGCCCUGGGAAUGCUGCCAGAGCCGAGGAAGAUCAUGGGAUAAAAGGACACCACCAGGCUGCCAGCCUGCAACUCUCAGCAUGCAAAGAAUUGUUUAUCAGAAAUUCUGCUUCUUCCAAGGCCUUCUCCCCCCGAGGGGAUCUGCAUGGAGAUCGUUUGGAUGAUGCAUGCAGAACUCAGCCUCACACCCAUCAUGUAACUGCCCAGGAGUCAAUGGGGAGCCUGGAACAGCACCGAAAGAACAAACAGCCAUAUCCGGAUUUCAAGGGAUGGGGGAGCCUCCUGCUGAUGCAGGGAUAAUGUCGUGGACGUGGGAUCUCAUGGCCCUGUCACUCAGCAACUGUUAGGUAAAUGGCAGUGUCCCCUCAUGUUCAUGCUGUUAUAGCCCUAGGUAUUGCCAGACCUAAGCCGGGGCGCAGACAUAGCUCCAGUUACCAGAGAGCCCUAGGAGGGGUCUAGCUCUCAGCCACGCCUGGAGACUCAGAGGGAUUUUCUGUUUGUUUACGGUCCCAGAGAAGUGCCCACUUUCCAGCCCCCUAACCCUGCAAGCCCAGACUGUGGGGCCCACAGAGGUGGAGGUGCUAGCUCAGGAAGGGCUGGCAAGAGAACUGAUCGGAGCUUUGCAGGACGGCCCCAUGCGCCCUGCAGACGCAACCAGAGAUGGAAUCCCAGCCCAAGGAGGCAGGAGGUUGGCUGGGUCACUGAGCUGACUUCAGCAACUGGCAGCUCAGAUGAGCUUCCAUCCCUUCCCUUAGUGUGAGUGCCACCACCGCGGGGAGGUGAGGACCUCAGACCAGGAAGUGCCAAUGCUGCUUCCUGCUGUGCCCGGCAAACAGCAGAGCAGGGCCUUGCUGCAGAGACAGGGGCUGCAGGGGAGAGUUCUCCCUAUCACAUCUCACGCCUGCCCAGUUUGUAGGGCGGCAGGGACGUACCCAGUGCCCCUAGAAACAUAUCCCCUGCUAACUGCAUUGCCUGGGCGGUCUCCAGGUCACAGUUCAGCUCUGGGUGUGGGAGGGAAAUCUAGCACGUGUAGCUCUGAGCCCUCUCCUCCUCUGCCUCUGGCUCCUACGGAGGCUUCCAGCAGUCCUGGUGCAGGCCACAUGGAGCCGGAGUCUGGACCACUGGGAAACAACCCCAGGCCACAGAGAAAUGGGUGCGGCCGGGAAGAGAAUACCAUGCUGAAUCCCCAUGCCCCCGGGGGGCAAAGGCCUCAAUGCAAACUGCCUGCGCCCAUAUGCCUCUGCCCAUCAGUCAAAGGCCUCAGCUCAGGGCCCUGCCCCUCACUUUGCCCCCUGCAGGGCAAAGACCUUA
Malaclemys terrapin pileata is the source of this 2214-nucleotide messenger RNA. RefSeq names its product fibronectin type III domain containing 4 (gene FNDC4). The coding region runs from base 430 to 879 and encodes 149 amino acids. NCBI's taxonomy places the organism in Eukaryota, Metazoa, Chordata, Testudines, Emydidae. The record is from RefSeq and is a predicted model, not a curated record. The transcript has 6 exons. Gene Ontology annotation, molecular function: protein binding.